GGAGAAGAUAACAUAUUCUCAAACAUAAUAUUUUACAUAAAUACUAUUUUCUAAUAAAGGUUAAAAGAAUGAGAAUUUGUAGAGCGAAAUGUGAUGGUAUUCCCAGUUUCUCAAUUCUCCCUUCUGUUGGGUGUUUUCACCGCACUAUCACUUGUCGCAUCUCAAUCGUGCAUCACGCGAGUGAUUCUUCACACCAAAGAAGUUUGUUUUCAUGAGAUAUGCGUCAACAUGACAUAUACCCGUCUCGGUGUUCAUUGCCCAUCUCAGAAAGUACCUGGUGUAUCUGCAACUUUACCAAGCUACAAAACAAGCAAAAUUUCGAGCUUGAUCUCUUCAAGCUUUGCAGUGAGAAAUUCAUCUUUAAUCUCAAGCACAAGCAACUUAGUAACACUGACAACAGGAGGCAUUGCAUCUAAUAUACCCCUAAUGAACUCUUCUGUUGUAAGCAUAGAAAUUGGUUUACAGUCAAGCGUUUCAUUAAGUUUACCCACUGAAAUGAUUAGUUCAACUUCAAUUAGAACUGGCACAUCAAUUGGAAAUGGUACAUCAGUUAGAACUGGUACACCAGUUAGAACUGGUACACCAGUUAGAACUGGUACACCAGUUAGAACUGGUACAUUCAUUAGGACCAGUACAUCAAUUGAAACUGGUACAUCAAUUGGAGCUGGUACAUCAAUUGGAGCUGGUACAUCAAUUAGAACUGGUAAACCAGUUGGAACUGGUACUUUCAUUAGAACCAGUACAUCAAUUGAAACUGGUACAUCAAUUGGAACUGGUACAUCAGUUGGAACUGGUACAUCAAUAAGAACUGGUACACAAGUUGGAACUGGUAAAUCAAUUAGAACCAGUACAUCAGUUAAAACCAGUACGUUAGUUGGAACUGUUACAUCAAUUGGAACUGUUGCAUCAAUUGAUAGCAGCAGUAGAGGAUAUAGUGUGAAACCAUAUAUAUCAACUUUGAAUAAACACUCAAUUACGGUACUGUCCACACUGACCACACCACUGCAUUCAAUAAGAAGUUCAAUGGGGAAUAUUUCUAAAAUGUCAACAACCGAUGUUUUUAGUAGCAAUCACUUUACAGCGACAUCUUCUAAUGUAACACCUUCAAUAGUUAACACAAGAAUUUCAAUAUCUAAUACUAGCAAAUCAAGACUUCAAGAAGGAAGUACCAUUACGAAAAAUGUUUCUUCAAUAUCAUUAAAUACUGUUCUACCAACAAAUCUGGAUACAAGUGUACCAAUAAUAUCUAGUACUUUACUGUCAACAAGUCCGUCUUAUACCAUUGUCAUUGUUUCAACAUACGUACCUUGUUUUGUUACCUAUACAUGGAAUUCUAGUGUAUUAAACACUAGUUCUUCUUCUGUAGUACCUACACCCACUAUCAGUCGUAAUCAUUUUUCAAUGUAUUCAACAACUAGAAAGAGCAUCAAAUCAUUAACUUCUAUGGGUAUUAAUUUUACAACAACCAUGCCAUUAGAUCGAUCUAAAGCAACCAGUUUUAAAAAAUCAUCUGAAUCAUCUGCUUUGCUUUCUGUACUGCCUUCUAGAACAAUGGCUGACUCUUCUUUGGGUCAAUCCAAAACUACUUUUUUAACCUCAUCAGCAUAUCACAGCAGUUUAUUGGCUAUAAAGCCUAGUACUGUGGAAGAUAGCUUUAUAAUAUCGUCGUCCUUAUCAAGAAAAUCGUCAGAUAAUCAAACAGUGCAAAGAAGGUCAACCAUUGCACAAUCAUCUAGUCAUGAACUUGAAACUAGUGUGUUAUCCUUUGGAACCGAAAGAAGGAGAAGAGCAAUUGAUUCAAACAACAAUUCAUUAUCAAAUGAUAGUGUUUUAUUAAAUGCUACACAGAGUACCAAUUUGUCAGAUGUUUUGUCAACUAGUGUGAAACCAUCAUUUACAACCUUUACAAUGAGCACAACUAUGCAGACAAAGCUUUUAUCAACAUAUAAGUCCCUUGUAACCUUAUCCAACCACAACUCAACAUUAUCCAACCACCCUUCAACAUCCAAAGCCCAAAGUACAGUCACAAAUUUUAGUUUAACUUCAAUGUCAACCAGAAAGUUUUCCACAAACUCUAAUUCCACUUUAUAUUCAAACACAAGUGGAGCAACCUCAAUAUUUCCCCAAUCACAAAAUUCAUCUGUACUUUCAACAACUUCAAAUAUCUUCUUUACGACAGCAGUGGAAAAUUCAUCAAACUUGUCGGAGUUUAUUGCUGUAACAGAGACAUAUCUUGGGUCAAGUUUUAUUUCAACACUUGUGAACACAAGGGUCGUCAUUACAAGUACACCAAAUACCGGUUUAUCAAACAUCCUGUCUACUGCUGCAGUCAAAUCAAGCUUUUCGAAGGUUACCACCGUAAUAAAAACAAAUAUUGAAUCAGGUAUUAUCUCAAUGCCUGUAACCACAAGGUCCUUUAUUACAACUACAUCAAAUACAGUUUUGUUGAAAAAUACCUCAACAUCAAUACCAACGUCGCUGGUUAAAAAUUUGUCAUCAAAAAUCAUUGCAACAUCGCUGGUUAAAAAUUUGUCAUCAACAAUCAGCCCAACUUCGCUGUCCAAUAUUGCUGUUCACACAUCUACCUUAAGCCUUUGUUUAUCAAUUUACUCAACAUUGGUUCCUGUUUUUACAACAAAAUUAUUUCCUUCAAGUUCAAUGUCAGGUAUUGCUUCUAAAAUAACGCAUUUCACAAGCACCCAUUCACCAUCUGAACACACAGUUGCAAUUGGAGUGGUGACAACUCAACAUCUUUCAGCAUAUACACAAACGUACCCCUAUUCAUCAUUAUACACAAAAGGUAAUGUCCCACACACAAAUGUUCAGAGUCUGUUAACAUCAUUUACGCCAUCUCAUUCUGUUGUGUCUUCCAUUUUAAUGUUAUCAAACAGUACAUUUCAUACAGAAACAACUAGCCUUAGACGAACAACAGAAACACAAACUUCAAGAAACAAAGAAACAACAAUAACAAAGGUUCUUAAUAGCCUAUCGACAAGUUAUGUGUAUAAAUCUUCCGAAAUUGUUGUUUAUUCCACAAGAACUUUAUCAACUGGUGACAGACUGUCAUCACUUACUGUACGUACUGUUAAAUCCAUGUUUACAAUUUUCAGUAGCCAGUUGACUACCAAAUUGACAACAUACGAGUCAUUGAGUACACCAUCCAUUCAACCAACAAGAUCUUCAUCACAAAGUAGAGAGAUUCAUACUUUCUCCUUUUCAGUGGCACCUUCUAAAUCAAUGACAGUAGCUUCUACAACUCCGGUAACGACUGCUGAGCCAGAAACAACAGCAAAACCUGUUAAUAACAACUUGAAGAUUGUCAUAAAUGUGCAUCCAUCUGUUGAUGUCACUACAAGAGCAUUUCAAAGUGGUCUUGAAAAGAAAUUAGUUGAUACCUAUGUUAGUUUGAAAUCAUUUCGAAAACGAAGAGCUGUAUCAAAUGGUGAUGCAACUGUAAAUAUAAUUAAUGUGGCGAGAAAUGGAGGUACCAAUGUUGAUGUUGAGUUCAGCGUACAAGAGAAUGGUAUUGUUAUACCUGCAGGAGAUGCAGCCAAAGUAUUUAACUACCUGAGUGAGAGUGGACUUCAAAAAAGAUUGGGAUACAAUGUGAUUGGCCCUGUAACAUCAGUGGCACCUUCCAAACCUUACACAUUGCAAGACGUUCUAGGUAUGGUUGUCGAAGAGAAUGCAAAUACAAAUAUGACAAAUUCAUCUGUUCAAGCAGAAUUUCGACGUCAACUUGCAGAGUUUUAUAAGAGAGGUCGAAAUAUUGCUGCACAAGUUGAAGUGACGAUUAUUUUUUCAAAGCGUGAACUGGGUGGCAUUUAUUACCUUGAAAUGUAUUUCACAGUCAAUGGAUCCGUACAGAAUGCUACACAUGUUGCUAGCUUCUUCAACAGCACAUCAUUGAAUAGUGUAGACGCAGCUGUUAAUGUGAAGGCUGGUAGUCUCGCCUAUGUUGUGAACACAAGAUUCUUAACAAUACGAGAAAACGUGGUGCGGAUGACAAUCAAGCCAUUAGUGAAGCAAGAUGUCACCACUUCUGCAUAUCAACAAUUCAUCGAGUUGAAAAUAUCAGAAAUCUUCAUGUUAGGUAAACACAAAAACCGGAGGCGCAGAGCGGUCAGCAGUGUCGUCACACAAGUCAGUCUCAUAAUGCCAGUAAAUACUGAUCAGGCAGAGGUAACGUUUGUUACUGCAGACCAAGGAGAAGUACAGAGUGGGCAGAAGACUGCUGAUACGAUGAACAGAUUGUCCGCUGCAGAAAUGCAAGCAGUUUUGGGGGCCGAGGUGGUGUCAAAGCCUGCACCGCUUGUUACUGUUAUCCCCGUUUCAACAUCUGAGCCGCCAUAUUGGAUAAUUGCAGCUGCAACAGCACCUGUCGUUUUAAUCGCUUUACUAUGUUGUUUGGUAUGUUGGCGUUGGAAGAGAGGUGGUCCAAAGCCAACUCCAGAAGAGGUGGAGAUGGUUGAUAGAACUGCGAAACCUGAGGCCUCUCCAAGAGAUGUGGUUGAAAUAGAAGAAACAAAAAUAAUAAGCGAAAAGAAGGAAAUGACAAUCCCUCUGCACGCCACAAAUAAUAAUAUUCCAAGGCACAACGAUGAGUUAAAAACUACAACGAGAAGGAAAGUUCGAGGAGGUUUUAAUAAAUCGUAUGGCAGACAAAAUCGAGCUUAUGAAGAGGAGAGCGAACAGGAAGAUGAUAUCGAAGAAGAGGCAGAGGAAGUUGAAGAGAGUGAAGAAGAAACAGAAGAUGAAGAAGAAGUGAUAAUAGUGAGAAAGUCACCUGCACAACAAAAACAUCGGCAUCAUCAUCAAGACAUUGAAGCCAAACGAAAAUUAGAAUAUGAGAAUAAAACAAGAAGAACUCCGCCACAAAAACCACCUAGAACACCCAUUCCUGCAUCUCGCCCGCAUGAAAGACAACCUUUGGAACUUACAGGCUCUACGAUGGAGGACGAUGAGUUUAUUAAACCAGUUCACGUACAGAAUCUAAGUUAUUCAGCUGGCCAUGUACCUACUUUCGGCAACAUGACGGAGAGCAAAGGCUUGACAUCCAACACUCCAGUACGAUUUCGAACAAAUAUUGAAAACAUGGAGGAGUUCACCAAGCCAACUGGUCCGUUACCAUUGCUUGAUUUUAAGCAGACAUCGUUGAUAGCCGCUGCUCCCGUUACACUUGAUCCUGACUUACAACACAAGGCUGAAGUUGAAAGACUUCGAAACAAGCAGCGGCAACGUGAUCACAUGGUUUCCACUGCGUUCUCAACAAGUACGCGUAAUUCCAAACCACCUGAAAAUCGCUGGCAACGCGAGCAGGACGAGAUCGAUGCAGUGUUAGAUCCUGCAAAUGCUAAAACAAUUCCCAAUGCGUCUACUCGUAAAGGAAGGAUACGAAAACGUCUGAGGAGAAAAAACAAAAUAUAUAUGGCACCUACAGAAGGAGCGCAGAAGAAAGAGGAUGUCCUAUUGAAAAGCUUUCAACAAUUUUCGUCACCACAGAAAGAAUCGGUACAAUCACCGGAAGAUGACGCAGAAUCCGAUGCUGAAUCUGAAUUAAGCAUGCGCGAAACGAGUCGUCGCAUACAUGCGUUGUUAGAUGAUACCUUCACUACGUUGAAGAAGUACCAAAAACACCUACCGAAAGAGGAAUCGUCGGGAAAACCAAAGCUGGAAAGCGAUACUAGCUUUCGAAGUUCUACUCCUCGACGAUAUGCUGGAAUGCCACCAGCUCUUCCUGAGCCUCCUCCGGCUCAUGGUAGAGCUACUGCUGCGCCAUCAGGGUUUGGCAAAAGAAGGGAGGUGGCAUCAAAUCCUUAUGCGAAUCCGUACAACCAAUACCCUGUGUUGGCCGAACCCAUGGUAACUUGGGAUCCACUUGAAAGACAAAGAUAUAUUAACCAAAGAUUUGGGUAUCCUGUGUAUGGACCUACAGCAAACACUUUAACAAUGCCAUACGGAAUGCCCGGACAAAAUGUGUACAUGACGCCUCUUCAACAACGCCCUGAUGGUAUGGGUGGAACGGUGUGGAGUCCCUACGCCAAUGAAAAUAUCACAGCCAAUCCAGCAUUUAAUCAUACCGCAAUGGGUUUACCUGGUCAAAAUUCUUUACCUCGAAACUUGAGAGACGACGAUUUUAAGCUAGCUCACACCACCACACUCGACAUGGAUGAUUUUGGCGAGUCGAAAAAAAGCAACUCGCAACCAUUAAUAAGAGCUAUCAAAGAGGAACUUCUGAAGUUAUCACAAAACGCACAAGGUAAAACUAAAAUACAGGAACUGCAACAAGCCAGCGUAGCUCCGAACAGCUAGCGUAAGAUGUGAUGUUUUUUAUGCGAAUAAAAAUCCUCUGUGGUGGAGUACUUGCAUGCCACGAAGAGUCGCGUGACAACCAGUCCAUUUAUCAGUUCUGCGUUUGUUUUUUUUACCAGUGAAUUUAUUUUUUAAUUGGUGCUUUUAACACUUUACGGUAAGUGUGUAAAUAUAUAUAAAUAUAAUAUAUAUAAAUAAAUAUAAUUUAUUAAUUUGCUACGAAAAAUUAUUUUAAUAUUUAUGGUUUUAGUUUUAUCUACAGAAGCAAUUGUCAAACAGAAAAAGCAAGGGUUGAGCUUUUUCAGACCCAGGUGAAAUUUUUCAAGUUUUCUAGCCAUAGUGUGUCAACAAUAUAAGACUAUAAUGAAUACAGUUCAUCCUGUACAUGCGGAUAGAUUCUAAUGCUCGAUUGGCAGUGUAUAACUAAAUACCUUAAGGGAACUUAUUUUGGCGGGAACUAAUUUUGGCGGAUUUGGCGGAUUGGGGCAAAAUCCGCCAAAAUUAGUUCCCGCCAAAAUUAAAAAAUCCGCUGACCCGCCAAAAUAAGUUCCCGCCAAAAUUAAAAAAAAUCGCCACCCGCCAAAAUAAGUUCCCGCCAAAAUUAAAAAUUUCGUUGAUCCGCCAAAAUAAGUUCCCCUUAAAAAAUCGACAAAAAUCAACUUUUUUUCAAUUUUUUAUAUCUUUUAGAAAUAUACCUUUGCGCUAGAAAUAUUAUGUCAUAAUAAACCUCUAAUACAAGAUAAUUUUUAAUCAAUAUUUAUGAUUUCUAAGUCCUUGCUUGACGAUGGUGACGACUUUUUAGGUUUGUUGUUAACUUUUUGCCUUUUUGGGGCUGGUGCAGCUGAGGUGUUUCCAAAAAAGUUUCGAAUAUCUUUUUGCUUUUUCGUCUCUUUGCUUUGGCUUUUGGCUGUAUUUUUUUUACGCUUUGGUCUCUCUUCGGUUGGAACCACGACAUCUAAAAUAACUGCAAUAUGUAAGAACGAACCAAGAAUCAAUUCCUCUUUCGGCUCUGUAUACAAGGCUUCUACAAGUUGUUGGUAUCUUGCAAGAACCAAAAGAUUGUUUACUGUCCCUGGUAAAGUAACAGUUAUUUUACAGGGGAUCUCCAAGCCUCCUUGAACGAGAGGUGAUCUUCGAUAGUGUACACUUGUCAACGUGGAUUUCAUAGACGCUCCUCUGUCCAGAAGAAAUUUUGUAACCCUUGAGAUUUCUUUGGGUAAAUGGCCAACUGGUUUGUCAUUUCCGAAUUCACAAACUUUGAUUGCAAAUCUAUCGAAAACAUUGUUGUUCUCAUGAAAGCAGUCCAGUGAUUGAUUUUCCUCAGGUUUCCAAUAAGUUUUAUAAUAAUGGAAUCCUCUGACAGCAGCUGUAAA
Molecule: messenger RNA, 7685 nt
Organism: Hydractinia symbiolongicarpus
Lineage: Eukaryota; Metazoa; Cnidaria; Hydrozoa; Anthoathecata; Hydractiniidae
Product: mucin-3A-like
Exons: 18
Coding region: 94-6312 (2072 amino acids)
Source: RefSeq, a predicted model, not a curated record